Messenger RNA from Hyla sarda, 360 nucleotides. RefSeq lists its product as uncharacterized. The record is from RefSeq and is a predicted model, not a curated record. Bases 1 to 360 code for a protein of 119 amino acids. NCBI's taxonomy places the organism in Eukaryota, Metazoa, Chordata, Amphibia, Anura, Hylidae. The transcript has a single exon.
AUGACAGAAGUGCAGUAUCUGGGGCAUAGAGUAGGAGGGCCCCUACGCCCUGAGCCCAGUAAGGUGGAGUCUAUUAUGGCCUGGCCAAUUCCUAAGACCAAAAAGCAGGUAAUGUCCUUUUUGGGGACCGCAGGGUAUUAUCGUAGAUUUGUCCCAGACUAUAGUAAGAUAGCAAAACCUCUCACAGACUUGACAAAGAAGGUGUCCAAGCAAAUUACCUGGACUGAGGAUUGUGAGAAGUCCUUCAUUGCCCUCAAGACUGCAUUGUCCAACUCUCUGGUCCUCCAGGCCCCAGAUUACAGUAGAAGGUUUGUGGUACAAACAGAUGCUUCCAAUUUUGGGCUGGGGGGGUGUUCUUAG